This is a messenger RNA of Oncorhynchus masou masou (cherry salmon), 6983 nucleotides long. RefSeq names its product MOB kinase activator 1B-like. Gene Ontology annotation, biological process: hippo signaling; positive regulation of protein phosphorylation. Bases 277 to 927 code for a protein of 216 amino acids. Gene Ontology annotation, molecular function: protein kinase activator activity. The transcript has 6 exons. The record is from RefSeq and is a predicted model, not a curated record. NCBI's taxonomy places the organism in Eukaryota, Metazoa, Chordata, Actinopteri, Salmoniformes, Salmonidae. Gene Ontology annotation, cellular component: cytoplasm; nucleus.
UUACUCAAUCAACCAGCUAAGCAAACGUUUAGGGCGGUCGAAUGUAUAGUACCGUGGCUAGGUAGCUAGAUGGUGCAGAGCUCGCUGAUUCAAAACUACAUUUUAAUGGCAGGGCGAAGUUUUGUUUCAGGCCAGGGGCCGCUUUAAGCAGUCUGUGACAUUUGGACUAGUUUGACAAGCCACGAUACUGGACUGGAAUCAUUUGUUUUGACUUCAUCUCUUUCCACAACGGCCUAGCGAAGGCUCCUAUAUUGUAUAACUUUAAAGAAGAUAAACAUGAGCUUUCUUUUUGGCAAUCGGUCUUCCAAGACCUUCAAGCCCAAGAAGAACAUCCCAGAGGGAUCUCACCAGUAUGAGCUGUUGAAACAUGCAGAGGCUACACUGGGCAGUGGGAAUUUACGCAUGGCUGUCAUGCUGCCUGAUGGGGAAGACUUGAACGAGUGGGUGGCUGUCAACACUGUAGAUUUCUUCAACCAGAUCAACAUGCUCUAUGGUACCAUAACAGACUUCUGCACUGAAGAGAGCUGUCCUGUCAUGUCUGCUGGGCCCAAAUAUGAGUAUCAUUGGGCAGAUGGAACCAACAUCAAAAAGCCAAUCAAAUGCUCAGCUCCCAAGUACAUUGAUUACCUAAUGACCUGGGUGCAGGACCAGCUCGAUGAUGAGACACUCUUCCCAUCUAAGAUAGGUGUCCCGUUCAAGCGGAACUUCAUGUCGGUGGCUAAGACCAUCCUGAAGCGCCUGUUCAGGGUCUACGCCCACAUCUACCACCAGCACUUUGACUCUGUGAUGCAGCUGCAGGAGGAGGCCCACCUAAACACCUCCUUCAAACACUUCAUCUUCUUCGUUCAGGAGUUUAACUUGAUUGAAAGGAAAGAGCUGGUCCCACUACAGGAUUUGAUUGAGAAGCUGACCACCAAGGACAGAUAAACCCAGGCUGACUGAUCAUUUUAACUCUGUGAUAGUCUACUAUUCUUUUUGCACAGAUACCCCUUCUGCCCUGCCCUGGCCUAUAUGUAUACAGCAUACGCUAACUUUGCGAACAUGUUCUCUAGAAAGCCAGGUAAGUAAGGAAGAGACUUGCACUGUUAUAGGCACUAGGGUAAUACUAUGGGGGAGUUCUAUACUACUGUCUGAGCCGGUAUGUGCUCUAUAGUUGGAUGUACUAUGUGGUUUGAAUUUGGACGGAUCCCUAAAACUGAAAUAACUAUGUAUUGACAUCCUCUGUGUUGUAUAUUUACAGUACCAGCCAAAAGUUUGGACACACCUACUCAUUCAAGGGUUUUUCUUUAUUUUUACUAUUUUCUACAUUGUAAAUAAUAGUGCAGACAUCAACUAUAAAAUAACACAUGGAAUCAUGUAGUAACCAAAAAAGUGUUCAACAAAUCAAAAUAUAUUUCAUUUGAGAUUCUUCAAAAUAGUCACCCUUUGCCUUGAUGACAGCUUUGCACACUCUUGGCAUUCUCUCAACCAACUUCAUGAGGUAGUCACCUGGAAUGCAUUUCAAUUCACAGAUAUGCCUUGUUAAAAGUUAAUUGGUGGAAUUUCUUUCCUUCUUGCGUUUGAGCCAAUCAGUUGUGUUGUGACAAGGUAGGGGUGGUAUACAGAAUAUAGCCCUAUUUGGUAAAAGACCAUGUUGAUAUUAUGGCUAGAACAGCUCAAAUAAGCAAAGAGAAACAACCGUCCAUCAUUACUUUAACCUCUAGCGACGAGCAAUCCCGUAUCCGGGAGCGUAAUCAUAGCCUCAAGCGCAUUACCAUAACGCAACGUUUCCUAUUCAUGAAAAUCGCAAAUGAAAUGAAAUCAAUAUAUUCAAACACAAGCUUAGCCUUUUGUUAACAACACUGUCAUCUCAGAUUUUCAAAAUAUGCGUUACAGCCAACGCUAGACAAGCAUUUGUGUAAGUUUAGCAUGGCAUAAUGCUAUGCUAGGCUGUGCUGGCAGCAGGCAACAUUUUCACAAAAAUAAGAAAAGCAACCAAAUUAAAUUAUUUACCUUUGAAGAACUUCAGAUGCUUUCACUCAGGAGACUCCCAGUUAGAUAGCAAAUGUUCCUUUUUUCCAAAAAUAAUAUUUUUGUAGGCGAAAAACGUCACGUUUGUUCAUCCUGCUUGGCUGAGAAAUUGACAGAAAAAUACUUCAACGAUAAUGCAUUAGCAUAACGCAAGUUUUUCUAUUCAUGAAAAUUGCAAAUGAAAUAAAUAUAUUCAAACACAAGCAUAGCCUUUUGUUAACAACACCGUCAUCUCAGAUUUUCAAAAUAUGCUUUUCAACCAAAGCUACACAAGCAUUUGUGUAAGAGUAUUGAUAGCCUAGCAUAGCAUUAAGCCUAGCAUUCAGCAGGCAACAUUUUCACAAAAACAAGAAAAAAGCAUUCAAAUAAAAUAAUUUACCUUUGAAGAACUUCAGAUGAUUUCAAUGAUGAAACUCUGUUAGAUAGCAAAUGUUAAUUUUUUCCAAAAAUAUUAUGUGUUGGCGAAUUUAGCUCCGUUUUGUUCAUCACGUUUGGCUAAGAAAAAGAACGGAAAAUGCAGUCACUACAAAGCCAAACUUUUUUCCAAAUUAGCUCCAUAAUAUCGACAAACAUGGCAAACGUUGUUUAGAAUCAAUCCUCAAGGUGUUUUUCACAUAUCUAUUCAAUGAUAAAUCAGUGGUGACAGUUGGUUUCUCAUCAGAAGCGAACGGAAAAAAUACUGCAGCUGGAGAUUACACAAUAAUUGCAACGGAGGACACCAAGCGACCACCUGGUAGAUGUAGUCUCUUAUGGUCAAUCUUCCAAUGAUAUGCCUACAAAUACGUCACAAUGCUGUCGACACCUUGGGGAAGCGACGGAAAGCCUAAGCUCAUUCAUGGCCCAUUCACAGCCAUAUAAGGAGUCAUUGGCAUGAGGCGGUUUCAAAAAAUGCGGCACUUCCUGAUUGGAUUUUUAUCUGGGUUUUUUCUGUAACAUCAGUUCUGUGGCACUCACAGACAAUAUCUUUGCAGUUGUGGAAACGUCAGUGUUUCCUUUCCAAAGCUGUCAAUUAUAUGCGUAGUCGAGCAUCUUUUCGUGACACAAUAUCUUGUUUAAAACGGGAACGUUUUUCAUCCAAAAAUUAAAAUUGCGCCCCCUAUAUCCAAGAAGUUUAAGACAUGAAGGUCAGUCAAUCCGGAAAAUUUGGAGAAUGUUGGAAGUUUCUUCAACUGCAGUUGCAAAAACCAUCAAGUGCUAUGAUGAAACUGGCUCCAUUGAGGACCGCCACAGGAAAGGAAGACCCAGAGUAAUCUCUGCUGCAGAGGCUAAUUUCAUUAGUUGCCAGUCUCAGAAAUUGCAGCCCAAAUCAACAUCAACUAUUCAGUGGAGACUGGUUGAAUUGCUGCAAAGACACCACUACUAAAGGACACCAAUAAGAGUAGGUGAACAGAUUAUCUGCGCAUGUAUGGUUCCCGCUGUGAAGUAUUGAGGAGGAGGUGUGAUGGUGUGGGUGUGCUUUUCUGUCGACACUGAUUUAUUUAGAAUUCAAGGCACACUUAACCAGCAUGGCUACCGCGGCAUUCUGCAGCGACGCGCCAUCUCAUCUUGUUUGUGCGUAGUGGGACGAUAAUUUGUUUUUCAACAGGACAAUGACCCAAAACACACUUCCAGGCUGUGUAAGGGCUAUUUGACCAAGUAGGAGAGUGAUGGAGUGCUGCAUCAGAUGACCUGGCCUCCCAAUCACUCGACCUCAACCCAAUUGAGAUGGUUUGGGAUGAGUUGAACCGCAGAGUGAAGGAAAAGCAGCCAACAAGUGCUCAGCAUAUGUGGGAACUCCUUCAAGACUGUUGGAAAAUUGUUCCUCAUGAAGCUGGUUAAGAGAAUGCCAAGAGUGUGCAAAGCUGUCAUCAAGGCAAAGGGUGGCUACUUUGAAGAAUCUCAAAUAUACUUUGGUUUAACACUUUUUUUGUUGUUGUGGUUACUACAUGAUUCCAUAUGUUUUUUCAUAGUUUUGAUGUCUGCUAUUCUACAAUGUAGAAAAUAGUACAAAUAAAGAAAAGCCCUGGAAUGAGUAUGUGUCAACUUUUGACUGGAACUGUAUAUUAACAUUUAUCGUCUGCUCGUAUUGAAGUUCACCACUACAGAUUGCACAUUUUUAACAGAGGGUAUAAAAGUUCAAGGGACUACAUAAGUAUUUGAGCAUAUUGGUCACAUUGUGAUUUGCCUCAAAACAUAUGGUCAUUUUGUAAAAGUCUUGUUUUCAAUACAAUACUGGUAAUCCAGCAAAUUGCCAAAGCUUUAUUUGAUGGGCCACAUACAGUAUACAAGUAAAAUAUUGUCUUUGAGAUCAAGAGUGCCAUAUUUAUAGCCUGGUUUCUCAUGUUCUCCCCAUAGAAUGUUUUGGCUAAUAAGCCAUCAAAUGAAAUAUAAUAGCACAUUCAGUGCUAUAUGCUUCUGUUUCAAUAGUGUGAUGAUUCCCUAUGCCUUUUGUAAGGUCUGAGUAAUGUAUUGCUGUGCUGCAGACUGCUGAGGGAUGGAAUCCAAAAUUAAAAUGUUUACUAUGCAAUAAGUCAUGCCACUCUUCAAAAUUUCAAUGAUUACUAGUUUCCAUUCACAACAGAUGGGAACAAAUGCUUUUCUUUACGUGUGUUAUUCAUAGUUAGUGGUGUUACUUUAAAAGGUAGAUGUUGGGACUGAGACAUUGCUUUUGGAUUACUUCAAUAUAGAUCUACUAGAGUAUGCAGUAAGACAUGAAAGCAAUGGAAUGCUUUGUUAAAAUGCCAUUUUAUCUUGACAUCUUUUCAGGAAGAUUUGAUAUGGAGAUAUAACUAACUUCUGUUCAGAAAUCCACACUGUAAAUACAACAAUAAGGCCAGGAAUUUGCUGUGAUAUCAUAUUUUGGUAGCCGGCAUGGACUGGUAGUUGUAGGUCUAUUAAAGGAUUUAGAAUGUUAUUAGGUCUCUUUUAGAGGUUGUUACUUCUCCCCUUUCCACCAUGUCAUAGUCCCUUUUUCCUUAUAUCAUUGCGUUUAAUUUGUUAAUUUAGAUUUAUAGCUUUAGAAAAUUACAAUUUAAUGUGAUUGUGUUUCAUAAGGUGGUAAAGCAACAAAGCCAUCGGCCAUGCUUCUCUGGGAACAUUGCAGCAGAAUUUAAUCCCGUCUAUACUCUUCCUUCAGAAAGUAUUCAUACCCCUUGACUUAUUCCACGUUUUGUUGUUACAUCCUGAAUUCAAAAUGGAUUAAAAAUAAAUACUAAUUCUCACCCAUCUAUACACAAUACCCCAUAAUGAAUAUUUUUUUUGCAAAUUAAAUAUCUCAUUUACAUAAGUAUUCACACACCAGAGGCAAUACUUUGUAGAAGCACAUUUGGCAAUGAUUACAGCUGUAAGUCUUUCUGGGUAAGUGCUUUCCACACCUGGAUUAUGCAACAUUUGCCCAUUUUUUUAUUAUUUUUAAAAUUCUUUAAGGUCUGUCAAAUUGGUUGUUGAUCAUUGCUCGACAACCACUUGAUGCCACUUAGGAACAUUCAAUGUCAUCUUGUUAAGCAACUCCAGUGUAGAUUUGGCUUUGUGUUUUAGGUUAUUGUCCUGCUGAAAGGUGAAUUAUUUUUGUAUUUAACUAGGCAAGUUAAGAACACCUUUCUUAUUUACAUUGAUGGCCUACCCAAACCCUAACUUUGCUGGGCCAAUUGUGUGCCGCCCUAUGGGAUUCCCAAUCACGGCCGGUUGUGAUACAGGCUGGAAUUGAACCAGGGUCUGUAGUGAUGCCUCUAGCACUGAGAUGCAGUGCGUUAGACUGCUGCGGCACUUGGGAGCCCUCUCCAAGUGUCUGGUCAAAAGCAGACUGAACCAGGUUUGCCUCUAGGAUUUUGUCUGUGCUUAGUUCCAUUCUGUUUUUUUUUUUUUUUUUUUUCCUGAAAAAUUCCCCAGUCUGUAACGAUUACAAGUAUACCCAUAGCAUGAUGCAGCCACCACUAUGCUUGAAAAUAUGGAGAGUGGUACUCAGUAAUGUAAUGUGUUAUGUUUGGGGCAAAUCCAAUACAACACUUUGUAUUCAGGACAAAAAGUUGAAUUGCUUUGCCACAUGUUUUGCAGUAUUACUUUACUUUAGUGCCUCGUAAACAGGAUGCAUGUUUUGGAAUAUUUGUCUUUACAGGCUUCCUUUUCACUCAGUCAGUUAGGUUCGUAUUGUGGAGUAACUACAGUGUUGUUAUUCCAUCCUCAGUUUUUUUCCUUCCUAUCGCAGCCAUUAAACUCUCUGUUUUAAAGUCACCAUUGGCCUCGUGGUGAAAUCCCUGAGUGGUUUCCUACCUCUCUUGCAGCUGAGUUAGGAAGAAUGUCUGUAUUUUGUAGUGACUGGGUGUAUUGAUACACCAUCCAAAGUGUAAUUAAUAACUUCACCAUGCUUAAAGGGCUAUUCAAUUUUUUUUAUCGUUUUUUUUUUAUAGCCAUCUACCAAUAGGUGCCCUUCUUUGCGGUGCAUUGGAAAACCUCCCUGGUCUUUGGUUGAAUCUGUCUUUGAAAUUCACUGCUUGACUGAGGGACCUUACAGGUAAUUGUAUGCAUGUGAUACAGAGAAGAGGUAGUCAUUCAAAAUUCAUGUUAAACCCUUAUUGCACACACUGAGUCCAUGCAACUUAUGUGAUUUGUUAGGCACAUUUUUACUCCUGAACGUAUUUAGGCUUGCCAUAACAAAGGUUUUGAAUACUUAUUACCUCAAGACAAUAAGUACUCAACUUUUCAUUUGUAAAAUUUUCAAAAAACAUAUUUCCACUUUGACAUUAUGGGGCAUUGUGUGUAGGCCAGUGAAACAAUCUAAAUUGAAUCCUUUUAAAAUUGACUGUAACACAACAAAAUGUGGGAAAAGUCAAGGGGUGUAAAUACUUUCUGAAGGCACUGUAUAUUCCCUUUACUGUAAUAUAUAUAAUCUUUUGAUAAAUUAGUUGUAAAUAAUGAAUUUGAUUAGGCUGUUGAAAGUUACAGAACUGUAAUAUACUGAAUGCUGUUUAUAUGGCAAAUAAAGGUGUUUGACCAGA